AUGCUAGAAUUGUAGCUGUGCUAGGGUCGACGGUCACUAUUUAUUAUCUUCUUUUGCUCCUCCGGAUUUCCAGUCGAAGUGCUACCACAGACUCUUCCAUGGCUGAAUCCCCUAACAGAACCCCGAGUCAAACUCGUUCCCCACCCCUGUCUGGCCCCGAUUCGUUGCAUCACUGGUGCUAUCACUGCGAUAAACGGGUCUCCAUUGAAACCCUAGCGGAUCUUCCUGACAUCAUCUGCCACGAGUGCAAAAACGGCUUCGUCGAAUCCAUCGCCGCCGACGCCGUUCAACGGGUACCGGCACCCGACCAGAUCGAUGACAGCAAUUUCAAUAAUCAGUUCUUCCAAGUCCUGCGCCUCAUCGCUCAGGCUGCGCAUGAUGACGACACACCUCCGCCGCCGCCGCCUCCUGAUCAAGCGGAUCCAUCGGAUGAUGAUUACCUCCGAAUCGAAAUCGGUGGAUGGGACAACGACGAUGACGGCGAGAAUGACCUGGAUCAAGACCUAGAGGAUGAGAAUCGAAACGAAUCUGAUCAAGACAACGAAGAUGACGACGAUGAGGAUCAGGAGGAGAGAGAAGAGGAGGAAGAAGAGGAUUAUCGCCGGAGGCAGCGUGAUGUGAUCCGCUUACGGCUUCGUGACCUAGUAGCUCGAGCUUCUAGCAGGCCCAAUCGAACUCUUGAUUGGGCGGAAAUUCUCAUUGGGAUGGAUGAUCAGUCAGUUGAAAUAGAUGGCUACUAUGGGAAUCCUGGAGAUUAUGUGGACGCUGCAGGAUAUGAGGCUUUGCUUCAGAACUUGGCUGAUAUUGAUAUUGGCGGAAGACAAGGGCCCCCGCCAGCUUCAAGAGCUGCAAUAGAGGCUUUACCUACUGUUGCCAUCAAAAGCGGUUUGCAGGAACUGGAAUGUUCUAUAUGUAAAGAUUCUGUAAACACAGGUGAAAUUGCAAAGGAAUUGCCAUGUGGGCAUAUAUAUCAUGGGGAUUGUAUAGUGCCAUGGUUGGGUUCAAGGAAUUCGUGCCCUGUUUGUAGGUUUGAGCUGCCCACAGAUGAUCCAGAGUAUGAAGAUUUAAGAAAGAAGAAAGCUUGCAACUCUUCAUCAAGCUCAUCUAUGGCUGCUGGAGGAAGCAGUGGUGGAUGUGAUUGAUGAAUUGUGGUAAAUCUACAUUCCCACCCAUUCAUACAAUCAUAUUAGAUGACCUGUUUUUCUUUGUGUAUGGAAUACUGGAUGGGGUGGUAUAACAUUUGAAUGUAAAUAAUUUCUCUCUUUCAAUAACAAAAAUGUCUGUGACUGCAAUUUAAACUAUGUUUGGUGUUUUGGUUGGUUUAUUUAUUGCAUUUUUCUUUCAGUUCAUGCAACAAGUGCAAACAUGUUCUGUAUGAAGGCAUUCAAUGUAAACAUUUAUCUUUGAACUCUUUUAUUGGGAGUCCUGUAUUUAUUUUCACUUAGAAAGUUAUGGAAUGCAAUUCUACUGUUGCAG
Messenger RNA from Cuscuta europaea, 1476 nucleotides. The record is from the annotation of a GenBank genome assembly. NCBI's taxonomy places the organism in Eukaryota, Viridiplantae, Streptophyta, Magnoliopsida, Solanales, Convolvulaceae.